AUGACCUUCCCCAGCCCCAGCCCGCGGGGACGUGUGGGGAGAGCCGGUUCCCGUCCCCUCUGCUCCGGUUGGGACGCGCUGCCCGCCAGAACCGGGCAAGAGCCGCGCAGGGCUCGCGGUACGAAGCGCCGCGUGCCCGUGCCUCAGUUUCCCCCGCCGCAUCCCCCGGUCUCGGAGCGGGGGGUGAUUCCGAGGGGUCACGGCUGGAGCUCCGUGUCCGGGAGCUCUCGCUGCCCCCCGGCCCCGCCGUCCGUGACACCCCCGUGCCCGCGGGUGCCGGGACCGGGCUGGUGCCGGGGCUCGGAGCCGCUCCCGCCCGUGGGUACCGGGCACUCGGAGCGGCUCUCGGGGCUCGGAGCGGGUCCUUCCGUGGGAGCCGGAGCCGCCCUUUGGUUCCGGUGCCGCCGGUGGGCGCGGAGGCUCGGAGCGUCUCGCGGGGCUCGGUGCGUGUCCCGAGGGUGUCCCCGCGGCCCCUCCACGUGCGCUCGGGGGGCUCGGGGGCGCGGCCUCCGCACCGGGGCGGGACCGCGGCCACCGGGGGAGGCGGGACCGGCACCGGGGGGCGCGGCCAGCGGCGGAAGCGCGGGGGCGGGGCGGCGGCGGCAGCGAGGGGGGGGCGCCGCGGCCGUGCGAGGGCGGCGGCGGCGGCCGCCGGUGCCGGUGCGCUCCCGGUCCCCGGUCCCCGCGGGCCAUGCGGCGGCCGUAGCCAUGCAGCGCGACGGGGAUGCGGCGGCGGCCGCCGCGGCCUCGUACCGGGUGCUCAGCCGGCUGCUGGGCUAUGGCACCGGGCCGGAGGCGGGCGCGGCGGGCGGCGCCGGUGCCGGUACCGGCGCGGCGGGCGCGGGGCCCGGCGGCGGGGGGCGGCUGCCGGGGGCCGGGCCGGCGCUGCGCAGCCCGCGGCCGCAGCUGAUGGUUUUCCGCAACGCGGCGGCCGAGGGCCGGCCCGGCGAGGACUGCGGCCCGGUAGCGGCGGCGGCGGCGGCGGCGGCGGGCGGGGGCGUCCCGGGGGGCGGCGGGGCCGAGCUGUGCCCGCGGCACCGCUGCGCGCUGGAGCCCAAAGCGGCGGCGGGCUGGGGAGCGGCGGCGCAGAGCGGGCUGGAGCUGCAGCUGGCGGCGCUGGGGCUGCGCCCGCCGGGGCUGGGGGCCAAGGGGGCGGCGGGCGCGGCGGGCACCCCCUGCCCGUGCCUCGGGCCGCCCGCCGGCGAGGAGACCAGCGAUGCGCUGCUGGUGCUCGAGGCGCUGGAGCCCGACGAGGGCGGCAGCGGCUCCGAGGACGAGCCGGGGUCCCCCGGGCGCGGGGCCGCCCGUGCCGGCGGCAGAGCGGCAGCCCCGGGCCCUGCGCAGCCGCCCGCGGGCACCGGCACCGGCCCCGGCGGCAGGAAGGGCUCGCUCCGCAUCCGCCUCAGCCGCCUCUUCCGCACCAAGAGCUGCAGCGGCGGCUCGGCCACCGGGGACGCCGCCAGCGCCGCCGCCUCGGCCGGGAGCCUCACGGAUGUGUGCGGGGCCCGCGGCCGGGAGCAGGAGCCGGGCAGGAAACACAGACUGACAAGAACCCAAAGUGCCUUUUCCCCUGUUGUGUUCAGCCCCCUCUUCACAGGUGAGACGGUGUCACUGGUGGACGUGGACAUUUCCCAGCGAGGGCUCAGUUCCCCUCACCCUCCGACCCCUCCGCCGCCGCCCCGCCGCAGCCUCAGCCUGCUCGAUGACAUCAGUGGGACGCUGCCUCCGGCUGUGCUUGUGGGGCCCAUGGGCUCUUCCCUGCAAUCCUUCCCUCUGCCUCCGCCUCCUCCGCCCCACGCCCCAGAGGCCUUUCCCCGGAUCGUGCCCCUGCGUCCCCCCGAGGCCCCGGGCCAGCCGCCCCCUCCUCACCUGCAGUGUCCCCUGGCCCGGCCUGACCCCAGCAGCUUUGCUGCCAGCCUGAGGGAGCUGGAGAAGUGCGGGUGGUACUGGGGCCCCAUGAACUGGGAGGACGCUGAGAUGAAGCUGAAGGGGAAACCGGACGGGUCCUUCCUGGUGCGGGACAGCUCCGACCCCCGCUACAUCCUGAGCCUGAGCUUCCGCUCUCAGGGCAUCACGCACCACACCCGCAUGGAGCACUACCGAGGGACCUUCAGCCUGUGGUGCCACCCCAAGUUCGAGGACCGCUGCCAGUCCGUGGUGGAGUUCAUCAAGAGGGCGAUCAUGCACUCCAAAAAUGGGAAAUUCCUCUACUUCCUGCGCUCCCGGGUCCCAGGUCUCCCUCCGACGCCUGUCCAGCUCCUGUACCCCGUCUCCAGGUUCAGCAACGUCAAAUCCCUGCAGCACCUUUGCCGCUUCCGGAUCCGGCAGCUGGUCCGGAUCGACCACAUUCCCGAGCUCCCGCUGCCCAAGCCCCUGAUCUCCUACAUCCGCAAGUUCUACUACUACGACCCGCAGGAGGAGCAGUACCUGUCCCUCAAGGAGGCGCAGCUCAUCUCCCGACAGAAGCAGGAGCCCGAGUCCUCCACGUAGCAGGGCCGGAGCCGCCCGGCACUGACGGAAUUUGGUUGUUGCCCUCCCGCCACGGUGGGGAGGAGGCCGAGCUCCUGCUGCUGCUGCUGCUGCUCCUUUCCUGGAGGAGAGGGCCCAGCAUUCCCGGGAAGCCAGCAGAGCAGGAAAAGGAAUCCUGGGGGAACCCAGCCCGGCCCCGCGGAUCCCCGCGGAACAAAGAAUGUCAUGGCACUAUUCCCGAGUUUUCCUGGAAGAUUUCAGUUUGGACGUCUCUGGAUUUUUAACUUUUUUUUUUUUUUUUGGAUCAUCGGCAUGAGGAAAAACUGGAUUUUCUGAUCCCGCUGGAUUUUCUGAUCCCACCUUGGGAAUUUCCAGGUGGGCGAGAGGGAGGAGAAAAGGGGGAAUUCUCUGGGAAGAUCCAUCCAUCUGCUCCCAGGCGUCGUGGCAAGGCUUUGAUCCUCUCUGGAGAGCUGCAAACGGAGCCAGGGGCUGGAAGAACCCCUGGGAAUAACCCCUGGGAAUAAACAAAGUGUGGAGUUCUGAGCAGCCCCACAGCUCCCCCGCUUCCCAGGAUUUGGGAUAAGAGAUCCAAACCCUCCAGGAGAGGCAGGAGCAUCCUGGGAGAAGCUUGGAGCCGUGGAAGAUGGAAGGAAGGGAGGAAGGAGGAGCGUGGGACGUGGUGGAUCCAGAGGGAACGCUGCUGGAAGGUUCCCUGGAGCCCUGGGAAGGUGGAAGAGCUGCUGCUGGAAUUGCUGGAGCUGCCCAGGAAUCCCAGGCCUGGGAUGGGCUCUCCCAGCCUGUCCCUGGUGGGUUCCAGAGGCUGGGAAUGGAGUGAAUCCUCCUGGAGCAGCUCUCUCCUCUCCCUGGGACAUCAGGAACUAAAUCCAGGAGAGUUUUGGCUCUUUCCCUGAUUUUGGGCCCAAAUUCCCUCCCUCACCCCUUGGGAUCCCGGGCUUCUCCAUCCCCCGAGCAGGAAUUCCAUGGGGGAACUUCCAGCUGGGAAUUCUGGAGAAUUCUCCCCUGCCGUGUGUCAAAGGAGCAGCAUUCCAGUGCUCUGAAUCCAAGGAAUUGCCCCAUCCUGCUGGAUCUGAGGAUUCCCUGGAGCCCUGGGACAACCCCAGUCCUGGAAUUCCUGUGGAUUUCAAUGGAAAGAAUUCCAAGCUGCUUCGCCACAAAAGGUGCUACAAAUCCUGCCCUGCCUGCCUCCUCCAGCUGGGAUUUGGAGGGGGGAAAAAAAAACCCACAAUCCUUAAAAACAUUCCAGGUUUCUGGGUGAAACUGAGCCUGAAAAUCCAUGGAAAUACCUCAUGGCACUGUGUGAGGGAAAACCUUCCCAAGAACCAGGCCUGCUCCAGCUUUUCUUCCCCCCCAAAAAAAAAAUCCUGGAAAAAAAAAAAAAAAGGAAAAGUGGAUCAGGGAUGGAUAGUGGGAUGCAGGGAAUUGGGAAGGUGUGAGUCAAUCCAGGACAAAUCCAGGGAAAAUUCUGUUCCCUCCAUGGGGUGGUGGUGACAGCAUUCCCACUCUUCUUUGGAAUGGGAGAGGUUUGGGAAGGGGAGCAGCAGAUCAGGGAAAAGCAGAGCUGGGGUUUUUGGGGUCUUUUUGCCAUCCUGGGGCGCUCCCAAUCCCCCAAAAUCCACCUGGGGUGCUCCCAGUGCUCCCAAUCCAGGGCUUCACCCCAAAUCCCAGGAAUUUCACGGGAUCCAGCCUCACCUUUGGAGGAAGAAUGAGCAGAUUCCAGCAGCUCCCAGGGCAGGAGAUUCCCAGGAUUUUGGGAAUCACCCUUUGGAACUAAAAAAAAAAAAAAAAAAAAAAAAAAAUGCAGCUUUUGCUUAAUUUUAUUUUUUUUAUCCCCCCUUUUUUAAUUUUUAAUUUUAAUCUUUUUUUUUUUUGUGUGUGUGCUUAAUUUAUUCAAAUAGUGGCUGUAUAAUUUAUUUUCAUAAAUAUAUGAGAAAAGUUACUAAAUGGUUAAAAAAUAAUAAUAAAAAAACCAAACGGACUUUGCAGGCCAAUCUUUCAGAUUUAAUGAAAAAAAUUAAUUAAUAAUAAUAAUAUUAAUAAUUAUGGGUUUUGAUAUGAACCACAAAUGCACUUUUGGGUGUGUUUGGUUAUUUUUUGGGGUGGGGAGCUGUGGGGUUUGUGUGUAAAUAUUGUAUUUAUAGGCAUGUUUGGCCUCUUGUGGGGGAUUUUAGGAACUGCUGGUGUGGAAUUCCUGGAUUUUGGGGGUUUUGGGGUUUUUUUGGGGGUAUUUUUUUUUCCUACAGGGUCAGCCAGGAAGAGCUGACUUGGUGUUUGUAAAACUCAUUUUUAGCGUCGAUUUUGGGGUUUUUUUGUGUUGUUUGGGAUUUUAUUUUUUUUGCUGUGGGAGGGGUGGGAAGGGAAGAGAGA
Melospiza melodia melodia is the source of this 4854-nucleotide messenger RNA. It is a transcript of the gene SOCS7, whose product is annotated as suppressor of cytokine signaling 7. The record is from RefSeq and is a predicted model, not a curated record. The transcript is spliced from 10 exons. Lineage: Eukaryota; Metazoa; Chordata; Aves; Passeriformes; Passerellidae. Gene Ontology annotation, cellular component: phosphatidylinositol 3-kinase complex. Gene Ontology annotation, biological process: phosphatidylinositol phosphate biosynthetic process; intracellular signal transduction. Gene Ontology annotation, molecular function: 1-phosphatidylinositol-3-kinase regulator activity. Bases 1 to 2490 code for a protein of 829 amino acids.